GCACGAUGAGAAUUUGAGAUUGUGGAUAUCACAUUGACUCAGAUAUUUAGCGGAGAAUGACUGUCAGUUAGUUUUCUGCUCUCCCAGGUUACUUGCUGAAGGGUGACAUCUUCAAUGCACCAAAGGUGCUGGGCUCUAAAUAUCUACAGGUUCCACAACUGACAGAUCUCCUUGCCACUGCAGUAUAACCUUGGGGAACUUAAGGUACUCUUGGAUACCUAGAGGGCUGCAUUCCUUUCAAAAGGACAUGCUGUUACCAAACUCUGUCUAAGAGAGGAGAAGGAUAACAUUAAUAAGCUGAGAUAAGUGUUUCGAAAGUGAGCAUCAUGGCAACCAGAAGAACCUACGACUUUGAGAGCGCCAAAAAGGACCCUUAUUCUCCCAGAGCCAUUAAAGGGUACUUCAGUGAUGAAGAGGCAGAUGACUUGGACAGAACUUUGGAAGUGGCGAGUUUUGAGGAUGUUGACUUUGACUCUACAGAGGCUAGAUGGAAUGAUGAUGAUAGUGAUUCUGAUUACCUUUGCGAGUCAUUGUCCUACAGCCCCAAAGUACGCUCCACUGAUAGUCAUGAAAAGAAGACAGCACAUGGGGGUCAGCUAUCCAAAGGGGAAGCCAGUCCAAAGCCUCAUGCCAGGUACAAACCCAAUCCGCCAGGAAAGGAAACAGCUGUCUUGGAAAAAGGUACAAGCUUUCCCAAAAUUCAGAAUGUUCCCCAAACACCUUCCAGAGGUGAUGAAGCUGGAGAUGGGCACACACAAGGUCCUAGAGGGAGUCAAGCUCAAGGCCAUAAGGGGCUUGGAGAAGGCAUUUUCAACCAGGUAUUCGUUGAACUGAAUGAACUGAUGAUGGACAAAGAGAAACAAUAUUAUUGGCAAGAAGCUGGACGAUGGAUAAAGUAUGAAGAGGAUCUGAACAAGGAUACAGACAGCUGGGGUAAACCAAAUAUCCCUUCCCUCACCUUCAGGAGUCUCCUGGAACUCAGAAAGGGCAUCAGUAAAGGUGCCAUCCUACUUGACCUGAAGGAAAACACAUUUCCUGGCAUUAGUGUUCAUAUAGUCGAAGAGAUGUUAGCAAAAGAUCAGAUCAAAGCAGAAAAUAAAAUCAGUGUACUGAAUGUCUUGCUCCAGAAACACAGACACCACUUGGAUGAAGGGGAUACCACUCGGCUCUUUGUGCCUGACCAAGAUAUACAACUCCACCCCCUUAAAAAGGAACAUCGUCAGAAGACGAGUCACUCAGAAAUAAUGGAUAAAAUCCCAGAAAAUACAGAAGCCACUAUAGUUCUUGUUGGCUGUGUAGAGUCUCUGCGUUCUCCCACUAUGGGCUUUGUGCGACUAGAGACAGCUGUUCAGCUGGAAUCAAUCCUAGAAAUUUCCAUCCCUAUCCGAUUUAUUUAUGUGCUCCUGGGACCCAGCACUUCUAAGAUGAAUUACCACGAAGUUGGACGUUCAAUUUCAACUUUAAUGGCAGACAGGACAUUCCAAAAAGUGGCAUACAAAGCAAAGGACUGCAAUGAUUUGCUGAAUGGUAUCAGUGAGUUCCUGGACUGCAGUAUUGUCAUUCCACCAACAGAGAUUCAAGAUGAGGCGCUGCUAAGAUCUGUGAUACCCUUUCAGCAUGAAAUAUUGAUGAAGAGGCAGAAACAGCAGGAAGACAUAUUGGCAAAAGGAGAUGACACUUCCCAGCUAGCUGCAAGAGGGACAGCACCGGCUGACAUUGAUGAUCCCCUCAGAAGAACUAGGAAACCAUUUGGAGGUUUAAUCCGGGAUAUUAAACGUCGCUAUCCCAAAUACCUCAGUGACAUCAAGGAUGCCCUGAAUACUCAGUGUCUGGCUGCAAUUAUUUUCAUUUAUUUUGCAGCUUUGUCUCCUGCCAUCACCUUUGGCGGUCUCCUUGAGGAGAAGACAGAAGGUUACAUGGGUGUUUCUGAGCUGAUUAUUUCAACAGCAAUUCAAGGAGUUAUCUUCUGUCUAAUUGGUGCACAGCCCCUCCUUGUAUUGGGUUUCUCAGGUCCUCUCUUAGUGUUUGAAGAAGCUUAUUAUAAGUUUGUUCAAAGGCUUGAAAUGGAUUACCUAACUGGCCGGAUUUGGAUUGGACUCUGGUUGAUUAUCAUCGUCAUCCUUCUCGUUGCCUUUGAAGGUAGCUUCUUAGUUCGGUUCAUUUCCCGAUUCACACAAGAAAUUUUCUCCAUCUUAAUAUCCCUCAUUUUCAUCUAUGAAACCUUCAACAAACUGUUCAAGAUUUUUAAGGCACACCCCUUGCUUGGUACUUACAAUCAAACAGUGAAUGGCACAAUCACAAAUGAUCCGCAGCAACCACAGCCCAACACUGCUCUGCUGUCCCUUGUUCUCAUGUUCGGAACCUUUCUUAUUGCCUUUUCCUUAAGAAAAUUGAAAACGAGUCAAUUCUUUCCAGGAACUAUCCGUCGUGUGAUUGGCGACUUUGGUGUUCCCAUUGCCAUCCUUGUCAUGGUGCUGGUAGAUUUCUUAAUUAAAGACACCUACACGCAGAAACUCUUUGUUCCAGACGGUCUUCAGGUGACAAGCCCCAAAAAAAGAGACUGGUUCAUUGACCCUCUUAAAAACUUCCCCUAUUGGAUGAUGGCUGCCUCAGUUAUUCCAGCCAUCCUGGUUUUUAUCCUUGUCUUCAUGGAAUCUCAAAUCACAACACUUAUUGUCAGUAAGGCAGAGCGGAAGAUGGUGAAAGGCUCUGGAUUCCACGUGGACUUGCUGUUGAUUGCGGUAAUGGGUGGAAUUAGUGCCUUUUUUGGAGUGCCUUGGCUUAGUGCUACCACUGUGAGGACAGUCACCCAUUGCAAUGCCCUGACUGUGAUGAGCAAAUCUGUUGCACCAGGUGACAAGCCCCAGAUUCAAGAAGUAAAGGAGCAGAGAAUAACUGGACUAGUGGUUGCUAUUCUAGUAGGCUUGUCUAUUGUGAUUGGAAAUGUUUUGCGUAUGAUCCCACUUGCUGUCCUCUUUGGAAUCUUUUUGUACAUGGGAGUGACAUCUUUGAAUGGAAUUCAGCUGUUCGAUCGUUUACUCCUACUCCUGGUCCCACCUAAGUACCAUCCAGACUAUGUCUAUGUCCGCAAGGUUCGCACCAGGCGUAUGCAUUUGUUUACUAUCAUUCAGAUUCUAAUCAUUGCAAUCCUGUGGGCAAUCAACAAGUCUGAUGCAGCCUUGGCUUUCCCCUUCGUGCUCAUUCUUACUGUUCCCCUCAGAAUGUUUGGACUCAGCAGGAUCUUCUCAAAAGUAGAGAUGCAAAGUCUGGAUGGCGAUGAAGCAGAGCCUACCUUUGAGGAGAAGGAAGGAGUGGAUGUUUAUGAUGAGACAGCAAUGCCAAACUAAGCCUCAGGCCCAUACAGGAUGCAACUUUGCAAUGCAGCUCAAGAGACAGCAGAAACAUUCACCUUUGUCUGGCUUAUUAUUCUUUGUUAAUCAAUGAAAAUCUGCAUAAUAGCCAAAGGAGAGGAUGAGUGACUCUAGUCCAAUAUAAUAAUGAUGUAAUCAAUGCUUUAGUUUUUAGUUUUAGCUUUAGAGAUGUACAAUUGUCAAAAUACGAUACGACCCAGUAGUUGGGGCUAAAUGAAAACACAUUGUGGCUAUGGUAACCUGAUUUAGAAAUUUGAUCAAAAUUCCCCAUGUUUAAAAGAAGAAAGUAAGAGACUAAUUCACAAGAAAUAUGACUAUAUGCUCUUUGUCCAAAGAUACCAGAGUUUUCUCUAUUAAGACCAGGAUUCAAAUGGAAUGUUAAGUAAUCAUUGCUGGCUCCAUUUGAGUCAAUCUAAUAAUGCCUUUGCCCAUUUUGAUUUCAGUUCCAUUGCAAGUAAUGUUACUGAAGCUCCAGAUGGCAAUAUUAAAGAGCUAUCACUAUCACAUCAUGCUCAAACUAAUUAUAUUACAUUCCAAUGUGCAAUUGUAAAUCUUACAGAAUGUUAUUUUUUUACACUGAUUUUAUAGGCUAAGUUCAAAAUGCAGAAUUAUUCACCUUGUUGCAAGUUUUGAGUAACUGUGUUUCCAUAAAGAAAUCAAAUAUACCUUGUAAAAUAAUUUUAUUGUGUUCAUAAUUAUUUUACAAAUUUGACUUUAGAGAAAUCAGAUGAAAUUUAUCGUUUUGGGGUUGGUAGUGCCCAAGUGUAUGAUAGAAAACCCCUGAAGAGUUUUGUCAGCCUUGAUAUUUAUGGGGAGAGGUGGCGUGUGUGUGCGGGGUGGUGACAGGGGUGGAGGGUGAAGUGGUGUGGGACAUCCCAGAAGUGCCAGGAAUGCAGAGGUGCUGCCGCAUUUAAUGGCAAGACUUCAUUAGUUUUUUCCUUCAUUUCCCACUUGGUGGCCAGUCAGGUUGACAGUCGAGAAGCAAGUGAUAGAAGGCCGCUGCCAAGGACCAUUAAUGACAGAUCCUGGUAACUGGGAAUAUCACAGGUUGGUGUGGGAAGUGGUGGGUGGAGGGAAGAGAUGACCAUUAGGAGGGAGGGAGAUCAGGAAACAUUGUAGAUUGAUGGUUGUGGUAGUGGUUGGAGAGCAGGGAGGAGAAGAUAGCCAGACUGACAAUCAGGAGGGAGGGAGACCUGGAAACAACACAUAUUUGAAGGGGGGGGGGGGGGCGGUGCAGCGGUGGGAGUUUAUCACAGCAAAUUAGUUGCCUGAAGGGAAACACUCUGGCUUCACUUGGCCCACAAGCAGUGCUAUAAGUAGCACUCAGCUGCUGGAUCCAGCUGCUCCCACUGCUGGGAAACCUAGCUGACCCCAGAGUUAAGUUUAAAUUGCUGUCAAAAUAUCAGAAAUGGAGCCUUCUUUACAUAUUAUAAUGCUGGACACACCCCUUCAGAGUGGGUUGUUCGGAUGCCCCAAAACACACUGCCAUUAAAACAGAAGCAGGCAUGCUCACAGCAGGUUGGGGUCAGGUUUUGUAAAUUUUCGCACCCUCUCCUGUCCAUCCUGUGGAGGGGAGGGGAUGGUGUGGGGGAGGAUUAAAACCCAAAAUCCCCUUAGUCUUUCUGAGUAUCACGUGUUGUUCUGGAUAGUUUAGUAAGUGAUUUGUUCCUAGAUCCAUUUGAAGAAGGAACUUCUGUGCUUUAAAAUGCUUCGUGAACAGAAUAUAUAUAUAUAAUAUAUAUAUUAUAUGUAUAUAUAUUUAUAUAUAUAUGCUGAAUAAUGUUUUAAGUAAAUGGCUAGACUUAAAAGGAAAGCAGUUUAUUUUCUCUGUCAAAUAUUUUAUUCAAAUGAUAUGCUUUUAAAAAAUAUAGCUGCUUCAUUCAAGAUCCAGUUAAGCUGCCUGAUUCCUUUGUGUGUGUGUUUUUUUUUAAUUUUGUAGUAUACCUUACUGACACAUUUAAUUAUUGACCCAUUCAACAAAUUUGUUUUGAUGAUUCAUCCCAUAUUACUUCUCCACACAACAGUAUCAAAUAACAUCAUUUCAUUCUUCCCACUGUUAGACUAUAUGUAAGGUAGAAAUACCUCUUGUAUAUCUAAACUUCAUUUCUGAUUGGGUUAUGUUCAGGUUAAGCAUGAUGGCAUAUCAGAGGAAGGAAAGCACAUGCCAUAAUAAAAAGCCAAGUUUCCAUCACUCUUAAAACAGUUCAAUUUAGAAUUAUUCAUCAUUUAGUCAGGCACUGUUGAAAUGGUACUGUUAAAGUUUCCCCCAUCACACUGCAUAGUGAACAUUUGUGAAAAAUAUUGUGGUAGUGAGAGAUGAAGAGAUGGAGAUGAAGACAUCUUCCUGAAGAUAAAUUGAUAAUCCUAUGUUUACUUAAUGCUGUGCUUUAUUCAGUUUGCAUUGUCUUUUUAAAAAAAUAAAGAUUAUAUAUGUUUGAA
Messenger RNA from Carcharodon carcharias (great white shark), 5810 nucleotides. RefSeq names its product anion exchange protein 2-like. The transcript is spliced from 23 exons. Gene Ontology annotation, biological process: regulation of intracellular pH; bicarbonate transport; monoatomic anion transport. NCBI's taxonomy places the organism in Eukaryota, Metazoa, Chordata, Chondrichthyes, Lamniformes, Lamnidae. Gene Ontology annotation, molecular function: bicarbonate transmembrane transporter activity; solute:inorganic anion antiporter activity; monoatomic anion transmembrane transporter activity. Bases 327 to 3347 code for a protein of 1006 amino acids. The record is from RefSeq and is a predicted model, not a curated record. Gene Ontology annotation, cellular component: basolateral plasma membrane; plasma membrane.